AUAGAGAGCGGGGACCGGCACGCACAAUACACGCCUUUUUCGCAUUGCUGGGGUACCGCUCCAAUCUGGACAACUACCAAGAUUCGAAAACUUCUUCCCUACUCUCAACUACCUGGAAAUUCCCAAGACGCAAUAGCCGUCACACGUCUGCUUGGUCUGCAAUAUCUUUGGAUCGACUCGUCGUGCGUUCUGCAAGACUCGCCAGAAUACUAG
This is a messenger RNA of Hyaloscypha bicolor E, 213 nucleotides long. RefSeq lists its product as uncharacterized. The annotation marks the transcript as partial. The transcript has a single exon. NCBI's taxonomy places the organism in Eukaryota, Fungi, Ascomycota, Leotiomycetes, Helotiales, Hyaloscyphaceae. The record is from RefSeq and is a predicted model, not a curated record.